Molecule: messenger RNA, 258 nt
Organism: Cotesia congregata
Lineage: Eukaryota; Metazoa; Arthropoda; Insecta; Hymenoptera; Braconidae
Source: the annotation of a GenBank genome assembly
AUGAUCCCCGAGCUCGUUGUACCAGACCUCAAAGGCUUCGAGCUUCAACCCUACGUGUCUUACCGUUCGACAGUUAAGAAGCAGCCCAAGUUCACUGCAGAGUUGUUGUUCGACCUAGUUUACGCAGAAAAAAUAAAACAAGAUUUCCAGGCUGGAAAGCUGGACGAGAAUAACCAGCCCCUGGAGCCGAGUAUCGAAGAGUCUCUGACUCCUGAAGAAGCUCUGGCGCAAUCUCGAAAAACAGGAAGCGACUUUUGA